Messenger RNA from Siniperca chuatsi (mandarin fish), 1471 nucleotides. Its product is annotated as C-type lectin domain family 4 member M-like. NCBI's taxonomy places the organism in Eukaryota, Metazoa, Chordata, Actinopteri, Centrarchiformes, Sinipercidae. The transcript is spliced from 6 exons. The coding region runs from base 92 to 907 and encodes 271 amino acids. The record is from RefSeq and is a predicted model, not a curated record.
GUUCACUUGUCAGACUACCCUGAACUUGAUUUCUCACCAAAUAUUAAGGCAACCAAGGGGAUGCAGCGAAUGGCGAUAUCAGAUUAUAUUAAUGAGCAACCAAGACGUUGGCAGAGACGCAGUGGGGAUGCAAAAGAAACAGUCUAUGUGUGUUGAUUUUGCAGAGCGAAGACUCUGUCAGCUGCUUUUCCUCAGCUUUGGCGUGCUGUGUAUCUUACAAGCCACUCUCAAUGUUGCUCUACGCCUUACUUUGUACUCAAACAAGGAAUCGACCCACUCAGGCUGCAACGUAACUCAUUUUAGUGACCAAAACCAGGUGAAGGAGGUGCAAAUGGAUUGUAAGUACAACAGAUUACAAGAAAGACUCAACGCCUUGACCAGAGACAGGGACCUGCUUGAAAACCGAAACACCGAACUCACCAACACGAUAAAGGCAGUGGAGGAGGACAGGGACAGAUGGAAAAUGAAGCUGAGGGAGCUGAGUGGUUGUGCGUCCUCUCAGCAGUGUCCUGCAGAUUGGAAGGAGAUCAACUCCAGAUGUUACUUCCUUUCCACUGAGAGUAAAACAUGGGAGGACAGCAGAACAUAUUGUCUGAGUAAAGAUGCUGACCUGGUGGUGAUCAACAGCGAAGAGGAACAGAGGGCUUUGUACCGUCUGGAUGGGAAAGUCGAUCUCUUGUUCUGGAUUGGUCUGUAUGACACAGCUGGGACCUUUAAAUGGGUGGAUGGAUCUGCGCUGACCAGACCAUUUUGGCAGUCUGGCCAGCCGGAUCGUGGUGGUCCCAACAACAGAGAGGACUGUGUGGAGAUGUAUCACUUCAACCAAGUGGUGGCCAGCUGGAAUGACGCCCCCUGUGGAGCCAAGCGGCGCUGGCUGUGUGAGAAAGAUCCAUAUACCAGUUCAUAGUAUCAGCUCAAGAACAUACUAUUAUGUACAUGUGCUUUUGCAUGCUGCAAAACAAAGAAGUUCACAUUUAAAACAAUUGUGAAUGAAAAAACUUUCAGCUACUUUGUGAAAUUAAAUUAUACGAUGUGCUUAGUGGCAUACUUUGUGUUGCUUGGAGGUCUUUUGUGAUACACGUUGUGCUAAAUUUAAUGUAUAUAAUGUAUUUUUUUAUGGUAUAUUUUUGUCUUCAAUAGCUUUAGUGGGGCCCUUCAUUUGUUAACCAACAUAAUAUAUAAAUUAAUAGAAAUAGAAAAAUCAGUUAAGGAUCAAUAAUACAUACUAAUGUAAUGUUAUUUAGUUCCCAUUUACCCUAUGGAUUCGGAUUGAUUGAUAUAUUAUAUGAAUAUCAUUUAAAGCAGGUUCGUGUAGAGAAUUUGUCAGGGGAGGUUAAGAUGUUAUGCACAAUCUGACCAAGAUGUUCCCCUGGAGAUGCCAAAGCAGCUAUUAAACACAAUUCAUGUUAUUAUUAUUUAUUAUUAUAGUGUAAACAAGACAACAAAUACAAAAUAAAAUAAUUUGAUGAUA